AUGGACGACGACGACACAUUUACCUGUCGAAUACAAUAUAUAAACGAUGCCGACCCAUUUGCCACCACAUCCUCUUCAUAUCUAGAGCCAAUGAGACCAGUGACUUUCAAAUUUCGACUACACGAGUGUAUUAACGACCAACUACAAGAUGUGAUCCGAACACUUCGGGCACCCCACAAAGCCGGUGAUUCCUCUCUUCAAGUAUAUCGGGGUCUCGAGGGAGGCGGCGGCGAGUUGCACACAUAUCUGGAUAACGAUAUGACAUUAUCCGAUCAGCAGGAGGAAUUGGAUAUACUCAAAGCUGAUACGUACGUUUUUGCUGACUGUUUUGACAAAAUCAUAGCGGAGAGAAAUCGGAACAGUUUCUGA
Molecule: messenger RNA, 369 nt
Organism: Caenorhabditis remanei
Lineage: Eukaryota; Metazoa; Nematoda; Chromadorea; Rhabditida; Rhabditidae
Exons: 2
Coding region: 1-369 (122 amino acids)
Biological process (GO): actin filament network formation; cortical actin cytoskeleton organization
Cellular component (GO): cytoplasm; cytoskeleton
Molecular function (GO): actin filament binding
Source: RefSeq, a predicted model, not a curated record